Messenger RNA from Metarhizium brunneum ARSEF 3297, 6453 nucleotides. Its product is annotated as Fatty acid synthase subunit beta. Gene Ontology annotation, biological process: long-chain fatty acid biosynthetic process. NCBI's taxonomy places the organism in Eukaryota, Fungi, Ascomycota, Sordariomycetes, Hypocreales, Clavicipitaceae. Gene Ontology annotation, molecular function: [acyl-carrier-protein] S-malonyltransferase activity; [acyl-carrier-protein] S-acetyltransferase activity; fatty acid synthase activity. The record is from RefSeq and is a predicted model, not a curated record. Gene Ontology annotation, cellular component: fatty acid synthase complex.
AUGGAUGUCUCAGCUGCCAUAACAGAGCCUCCAACACCAUUCUGGAGUUCCACGGAUACGGCAACCGGCUCAGAAAAUACAGAUUCCUCUCCAAGCUCACUCAUCGUUGUUGAUCCAUCAAAAGCCUCACAACAUAUUACGCUUGAACAUGGCGAUUUUUCCUACCGAUGGAAUGUUCCUAAACCUCAUUAUAGCUACGUAUUGCGUUCAAAAGAACAGUUUCUGGCAACAAUAAGCGCAGGUGAUGAAGAAGAAACGUCCUUCUCAUCAAAUGUUGAGUUGGUGUCCAGAUUCUUGCUCCAUCUGAUAGAGCAGGAUGAGCUUGACGGCUGUAAAACGUCCAUGAAAGCUCGAGAGGAAUGCAUCGAAGCUCUCUUGUGGAGACUGGAAACAGAUUUCCUCCGAGGUGCCGAUAUUCACACAUUAGCAUGUCAGCUGCCAGGAAAUGCUAAGCAGCGACAAGUUGUCAUUCAAGCAUACACGGCCGCCAUGGUUUGCACAAAACGCGAGGAUAAUCGAGCAGAGCUAGAAACAGCCCUGUUCCCCUCCUCCACCGAGAAAACCACAAGGACAUAUGCCAUUUUCGGCGGCCAAGGCAACACCCUAGAUUAUUUUGGGGAGUUGCGGACUGUGUACAAAACAUAUAGACCCCUUAUUGAGAGGUUUCUAAUCGUGGCUGAGCAAACCUUUCAAGACAUACUAGCAAACGCUUCCGCUGCUCGAACAAGACAAUACUGUCGAGGCAUGGCCAUCCUACAAUGGCUUCGUGAGCCACAAUCGACGCCGGAUCAAGAUUAUCUUCUCUCCGCUCCCGUCAGUUGCCCGUUGAUUGGCCUCCUCCAGCUUGUGAACUUUGCCGUCAUAUGUCGCUGCCUCAGAGAAUCGCCUGGAGAUAUUCUAAGUCAUUUGUCUGGUAUGACUGGGCAUAGCCAAGGCGUCGCAGUAGCGGCAGUUCUUGCAACAGUGACGACUUGGGACAGCUUCGAUGCUGCUCUCGUCAAAGCCCUCACCAUACUGUUUCAUGUUGGGUCUGCUGCCCAAGGGGCAACUUCUCAAGUCACUAUAUCUUCAAAUAUCUCGGCAGAAACCGUAAAGAAUGGCAUGGGACUCCCCUCGCCUAUGCUAAAUGUCGUUGGAUGCCGUCUGGAGCAGCUUGAAACCUACAUCAACGACCUGAACAUUCGCCUGGAGCCCCAUCAGCGCGUUUUCAUAGGCCUCAAAAAUGGUCUUUUAAAUUUUGUCGUCUCGGGGCCCGUGCUGUCUCUGUAUAGCUUAUCUUGCAUGUUGCGCAAGGUCAAGGCUACUCCUGGCACGGAUCAAUCCAAGAUUAGGUUCUCCGCCCGAAAGCCCGACUUCUCGUAUCGUUUCUUGCCUGUCUCUGCUCCAUUUCACACAUCACAUCUACAUUGUGCACAAGAAGCAGCCCUCCGAGAACUCGACACACUUCAGCUCGCCACGUCUGAGCUGAAGUUGCCGGUACAUCACAGCAGCAAUGGAAUAGACAUGAGGACUCUCAAGAAGCAAAAUAUUGUCCCUGAUUUAGUUCAAAUGAUUCUUUGCGAGCUGAACGACUGGCCGUUAUCGACCGCCUUCACCAAUGCCACCCACGUUCUCGAUUUCGGCCCAGGUGGCCUUUCGGGCGUAGGAAUGAUGCUGCACCGCAACCAAGAAGGGACAGGUGUAAGGGUCAUUAUGGCAGGCCUAGCCGAGGGUAAAUCCAUCGAAUGUGGUUAUCGAUCAGAGAUAUUUGCCAAAAAGGUCACUUUCAGUGAGAACUGGAACCGAGUCUAUUCGCCAAGCCUCAUCCAACCGACAACGACCGAUAUGCACAUCGAGAAUCGAAUGACUCGACUUUUGGGACUGCCCCCUGUAAUGGUAGCCGGAAUGACACCGACCACUUCAUCUUGGGAGUUUGUUAGCGCUGUCAUGAACUCGGGAUACCAUGUCGAACUGGCCGCAGGCGGCUUUCACAACGCCGAGCAAUUGAUAACCGCUAUUAACAGUCUUAUCCAUUCUAUCCCAGCUGGCCGAGGAAUAUGCGUCAACAUUAUUUACGCAAGCCCCAAGCAAGUCCGGUGGCAGAUUCCCCUGUUGCAGAGACUACGAUCCGAAGGUUUCCCUAUCGACGGACUCACUUUUGGUGCCGGCGUUCCGUCUGUUGAAGUGGCAAGGGAAUACAUGGCAAUGGGUUUUCGGUAUUUGUCUUUCAAACCAGGCUCAGCAUUUGAUAUUGAUCAAGUCAUUGCCAUUGCCCGGCUCGACGAGACCUACCCUAUACUGAUGCAAUGGACAGGCGGUCGAGGAGGGGGCCACCAUUCCUUUGAAGAUUUCCACGAUCCUAUUCUGAAGCUAUACGGACGAAUUAGGCGAUGCUCUAAUAUCAUCCUACUAGCUGGGAGCGGGUUUGGAGGAGCUGCGGACACUUAUCCAUAUCUCUCAGGCACUUGGUCGACGUCGUUUGGCCGCCCUCCGAUGCCAUUUGAUGGCAUACUUCUCGGAAGCCGCAUGAUGGUUGCUAAAGAGGCCAAGACUAGUCAAGGCUGCAAAGAAGCCAUUGUCGCGGCCCCUGGUGUGAAGGAUGAAUCGUCCUGGGAACAGAGCUACAACCAGCCAACAGGAGGCAUAGUCACUGUCAAGAGUGAGAUGGGCCAACCAAUUCACAAAAUAGCAACCAGAGGUGUCCUAUUCUGGAAAGAAAUGGACGAGAAAAUCUUCAGCAUUGCUGACAAGUCCAAGAGACGCGAAAAACUCCAAGAGAUGAGGUCAUAUAUUAUUCAGAAGCUGAAUAAUGACUUUCAAAAAGUUUGGUUCGGGCGUGACGACAUGGGAAAUUGUAUAGACCUGGAGGAUAUGACCUAUGCGGAAGUCCUUCGACGGCUGGUGCAGCUGCUCUACGUGGCCAAAGAGUCGCGCUGGAUCGAUAUGAGCUUCAUGAGGUUGACGGCAGACUUCACAAGGCGCAUGUACAGCCGGCUACUGCCAUCUAGUCCCAGUAUCGAAACGUAUUUCGGCCUACGAGACCCGCAAAAGGCAGUGCCAAAUAUCAUCUCCCAAUGCCCGACGGCGGCAACACAGGUCAUCAGUUACAGCGAUGCGCGGUAUCUUGUCCUGCUGUGCAAACUCCCGGGUCAGAAGCCUCCGCCCUUUUUGCUCGACAUGGAUGACGACUUUGAAGUGUGGUUCAAGAAGGACUCACUGUGGCAGUCGGAGGACUUGGCUGCCGUUGUGGGCGAGGAUGCUGGCCGAACAUGCAUCUUGCAAGGACCAGUAGCAGCCAAGUACUCAACACGCGUCGACGAACCUGUCGGUGAAAUCUUGGACUCAAUCAACCGCGGCCUAAUUUCGAAUAUCAUGAAGGACCGCUAUAGUGACAACGUGGCGUGCGUUCCCCAGUCACAGGCGAGUUCGACCGUGCCGUGGACUGCUCCAUUCACACCUCGCCAUUGCUUCGUUCAAUAUGAAGGCAAGAAGACUCGCUAUCAUCUUGCAAAGUCAAUCGAGAGCGAGCAGUUGCCUGACACUGAAAAAUGGCUGCAAAUGAUUGCCGGAUGUUCCGGAACUUGGCUACACACAUUCCUCACUUCAAGCGUCGUCUCGCAAGGGUCCAAAAUUGUUGCCAAUCCAAUCCGCAGGGCACUUUCACCAAUCAAGGGUAUGCUUGUAGAAGUCACAGAAACCGGUUCCCCCGAGGAGGCGGCAAUAGCUGUCUUUGACUUGAAGUCAGAAACUUCAUUGUCAUCCUUUUCGAGGCCCUCUUUAGUAAUUCGAAAAGAGAAGGAUAUCCUUGCGACAUUUUAUACCCAUGAGACCGUCGACCGGGCCACUGUCUCUGUGACAUUCAAAUUCACAUAUCAUCCGGAAAUGCCACUGCACCCAAUACAUGAGAUUAUGGAAGGUCGAAACGAGAGACUUCGCUCUCUCUACUACCAGCUAUGGUUUGGCGCCGAUGUGGUUGAUCGCUUUCCAUCCCCGCGUGGCAAGAAGCGACCAUCAAUUUCACACGUUCAACCAUGCGACUCCAUCCCAGAGAAUAGCGAGCCCGAAAUGCCGCAGUCUAUUCAAGCAGGCUUUCCAUUCCAGCUUGAUCGCAUAGAAAGGAACACAUUUUCGGAGCUGAGUGAUGAGUCGCUCGGUGUGGCCUCCUUGGAAAAUUUUAUUUUCAACAAUCGUGGCUUGACUAUUUCUUCUUCUGGGAUACAAGCUUUUCUUAACAAUGUUGGACAUGAGGGACAUAUGACUUCACCGCGUGGAUCGGAUGAGAAAACGGCACCUCUUGAUUUUGCCAUUGUGGUAGCUUGGCAGGCCAUGAUCAAAGCCAUCUUUCCCACCGCCAUUAAUGGAGAUUUUAUGAAGUUGGUUCAUCUUUCGAACGAGUUCAAGAUGCUCGGUGAUGGCGCCCCGUUGAGAAGCCAUGACCGUGUCAGCACCCAUGCGGAGAUUCUGGCAAUCCGCAAUGAACCAGCCGGUCGUGUGGUCGAGGUUGGCGCAAUCAUAGAAAGGGACUCCAUACCAGUCUUAGAGGUGAUAUCCCAAUUUCUUUUCCGAGGCAGCUACACUGAUCUCGGUGUCUGCUUCGAGAAGAAGGUCCAGCCUAAGACGUAUAUCCUUUUGGACACUCCGGCCAAGGUCACCGUGUUGAAGAGUAAGCAGUGGUUUCAAUUAGUCGACUCAGAAAUGGAUUUGUUAGGCGAAACCGUCAUCUUCGAGUUGAAAAGCCUAACCCGCCCCGGCCAAGACUCCAAUUACCUCAAUGUCCAAACAGUCGGGCAAGUCUACCGUCAGCAUGCGGUUACCAAGACGCGCCACGUUAUUGCCAAUGUACACUACCAAUGCGAAAAGACCAUCGGCAACCCAGUCAUCGACUAUCUUCAGCGCCAUGGGUCUUCUGUUGAUGUGGUAAAACAGAAAGAUGCCCCUCAGCCGCUUGGAGAUCAGGAGUCGCUACGCUUCACCUCCCCAGCAACUAAUCACGGUUAUGCCUCUGCGUCUGGAGACUUUAACCCUAUCCAUGUCUCGGAGCCCUUUUCCAAAUAUGCAAACUUACCCGGCACAAUCACACACGGCAUGUUUACAAGCGCGGCUGUCCGACAACUAGUUGACAAGGCGGCUGGCAUUAAUAAGAAUGUUCGCAUGCGGUCGUACAAGUGCAAUUUUGUUGAUAUGGUUCUUCCAGGUACUCAACUAGAAGUAAAAGUCAACCAUACGGCCACUAAGCACGGCCUACGAGUACUCUCGUUUCACGCGACUAAUAUAAUAACCGGGAACAAGGUCCUCAUAGGUGAAGCUGAGGUUGAUCAGCAGCCUUCAGCAUACAUAUUCACUGGACAAGGCAGCCAGACACCUGGAAUGGGCAUGGAUCUAUACACCACAUCGGAGGUCGCCAAAGAAGUCUGGGACUCCGCGGACAGGUUCUUCUUCGAAACUUAUGGUUUUAUGAUUAGCGAUAUCGUGAAACGUAACCCAAAGCGGUUGACCAUUCACUUUGGCGGCCGGCGCGGGCGGAAGAUUCGACAGAACUACAUGGACAUGACAACAGAUUGCAACGGCCAGCCGCGGCCAGUAUUCAAAUCCAUCACUGCAACCACAACGAAAUACACCUUUCAACACAGCGCUGGGCUACUUUACAGCACCGAAUUCGCUCAGCCGGCUCUCACCAUCUUGGGAAAUGCGCAGUUUCUCCACCUCAAAUCCCAUGGCCUCGUCGACCCCAAUGCCCUCUUUGCCGGCCAUUCUCUUGGAGAGUACACAGCGCUCAGCGCGAUUGGUGCCAUUAUGCCUUUUGAGCAGAUUCUCUCCGUCGUCUUCUAUCGCGGCCUGGUGAUGCAGUCCAGCGUCACUCGCGACGCCAACGGAUGCUCCCACUUCUCGUUAAUGGCCAUUAACCCGUCGCGCAUCAGAAAAGGUUUGACCACGGAGACUCUACAGACCCUGGUUUCUGCCAUCGCUGCUGCUACCGGUAAUCUGCUAGAAUUGGUCAACUUUAAUGUAGCAGGGCAGCAGUAUGUGGCUGCCGGGACACUCCCAGCGCUCGAUUGCCUGACAUAUGUGGCGAAUUACAUGACUACACAUCCAACCGAGUUGGAGCCCUCUCACUUGGCCAAGGGCACCAAGCUCCCAGCCGUGAUAGAAAUGUGGGCGGAACAGGCUUCCAAGAAGCCAGAGCCUACGCAGUUGAAGCGCGGUCUCGCCACUAUCCCUCUGGACGGCAUUGACGUGCCUUUCCACAGCUCGUUUCUGAGAUCAGAGAUUGAUGCGUUUCGGAGUGUGCUGCAUAGUUAUAUCAAGCCAGAUGCUAUCGAUGCUCGACGACUUGUGGGCAAGUAUAUAAGUAAUGUGACUGGGAAACCAUUUGACAUUUCCUACCGUGCAGUACGGGAGGUGUACGAGCAGACAGGUAGUGAGAUAUUGAGGAGUUUAUUAACUAGAUUAUGCACACUGCAAUAUGAAGGAUAA